AUGAAGGAGUAUGUGCCACCUAGAAAACCAAGAAGGCCAAGGAGGGGUGGAAAUGGUAUAACAAACAAGGAUGGAGAGGGAACUUCAAAACAAAAGGCAGUUAAGCUUACAUUGAAAAGAAAGAAGAAGACAAAGAAGGCUGGAGAAGGAUCCUCAAACCAGGAAUGCCAAGGAGGGGUUGAAACUGCAAAUGAUGCAACUAUGCAAGAAGAAAAUGAAACUGUACAUGAAAGUGCACCUAAGAUUGCUAUGGAAAGGGUAGAUGCUAAUGAGAUUGAAGAUCACUUGCUUGAAGAUAAUUGGCUUGAAGAUAACUUGGAAAUGGGUGUAGAUGCUAAUGAGAUUGAAGAUCACUUGGAAGCAGACUUAGAAGAGGAUGUUAAUGAGAUUGAAGAUAACUUGCUUGAAGAAAACUUGGAAAUGGGUGUAGAUGCUAAUGAGAUUGUGCCACCAGUGCAAGGGGAAGUUGCUAUACAAGGUUUAGAUGCUAAUGCUUGGGUUGGUUGUGACAACCCGAUAUUUCAACUCUUUGUAAUGGCCUAA
This is a messenger RNA of Lactuca saligna, 543 nucleotides long. The record is from the annotation of a GenBank genome assembly. NCBI's taxonomy places the organism in Eukaryota, Viridiplantae, Streptophyta, Magnoliopsida, Asterales, Asteraceae.